AGUCGCGAUAGUAACGUAAUAUCGCGAGUUGCUGAAUAUCUUUCGUCGUUCAUCGCGCGAUAUGUGUACACGCGUAUUUAAAAUUCUCCUGUUGACGCUUCCCCGUUUUUUUCAUUUUGUUUUAGCGCGAAAACGUGUUUUCGUUUAGAUCGAUUUUAUUGGCUCGAAGACGCGGCGUUUUACGGGGAUUCCUUUGCUUUCUGUAUACUUUUAAUUGAACGGAGCGCCGUUGUUAUUUUCAUUGCAAAUACAAAGUUUACAUAAGAAGAGUAGCAAACCGGAAUUUGUGUCAUUCAGUUCCAAAGGUCUUAGGUAUUUUCCUGCGUGCAUGCGUUUGCAUUCAUUACUUCUCUUUGUCGGUAUCGCUAAUUUAGAAAAAAUGUAUGACCCGAAGAACGCGCUACUAAAUGAACUUGUUGUUAGGUCGAGAAGAGCAGUUUUGGAAAAUGAUAAUUCAGUACUGAAUUGAAUGAAUAAAGGAAUGGCUAGUUUGAUGGUAACAGCAACAAGUAAGAAUAGUUCACGCAGUACAUCACCCAACAGAGGAAAUACAUUGACCUCGCCUCAACAAUUAUCAGCCACUUUGGAUCAUCCUUCAAAAUUCCCAAACAGGGGAGGGUAGUACAGGCAGUGGAAGUAGUGGAGGUGGAGGUAGUGUCACCAUGAAAGGUAGUAGGCAAAAAUCACCAGGAACGGUGAUUCGAAUAGGAGAUGCUAUGGAUGAAGCAAAUACCAAUUUAAUCACUGCCGAACCAGAUGAGUUUGUGCCAAAUAUUCACCUACCAACUGAUGAUGAAGGAGAUCAGUAUCAUGCGACUCAAACGUUCCUAUCAAAUGAAUCCUCUGAAUUAAUAACUGAUGAUGUUGAUGCAAGUUCUGCUAGAGUUUGUCAAGCUAUUGAACACAUCCAAAACAAGAUUGCUAAAACACGGGAGCUAAUAAGAAUAGAACAAACCACGCGUGAUGAAAAUGUAAAUGAAUAUUUAAAAUUAGCUGCUAAUGCUGAUAAGCAGCAGCUUACUCGAAUUAAGGCAGUAUUUGAAAAAAAGAAUCAAAAAUCAGCGCACAGUAUUUCUCAAUUACAGAAAAAGUUGGACAGUUAUACAAAAAAGUUAAAAAAUUAUGAACUAAAUGGAGCACCUACAAGUCAUAGACAACCUAGGGAAGUACUACGUGACAUGGGACAGGGGCUUAAAAUCACUUCCAGAAACGUGGGUGGCAAUAUUAGGGAUGGAAUCACUGGGUUUUCAGGGACUGUUAUGUCGAAGCCACGCGAAUUUGCACACUUAAUAAAAAAUAAAUUUGGAAGUGCUGAUAACAUAAAUACAUUAUCACUUGAAAGUAAUGGCUCGACUUUUUAUGUAAACGAUACACCGCGUGCAGGUAAUGGAGAUAACGCUAGUGUUGAAGAUGAUAAGACGCAUCAUGGAUCAGCUACACUUCCUGGUGGCUGUAGUUUGGGAUCAACUCAUAGCGCAGCGGCAAUGAAAUUUCCAUCGGAAGAAGGUUCAGAGUGCUCUAGUGUUACAAGUGAAAGUGGACCUGGGAGUAGAGGACAAGCACACACGUGCGACAGUAAUAACGCUGGACUUAAUCUUAAAUCUAUAUUCUUAGAACUACAAGAAUACAGGGAAAGUUUUGAUAGGAUGAGGGAAAAAUUGGAAGAAUUGAAGAAUUUACAACAAGAGGUGGCAUUUCUUUCCCAUGCAUUGCAAGAGGAACGGUUUAGAAGUGAGCGUCUGGAAGAACAAAUUAAUGAUCUAACCGAAUUGCAUCAAAAUGAAGUAGAAAACUUGAAGCAAACAAUAACAGAUACAGAAGAAAAAGUGCAAUACCAAAGUGAAGAUCGUUUAAGAGACAUACAUGAAAUGUUGGAGAGUUGUCAAACAAAAAUUUGUAAAAUGGAACACCAACAACAACAACACCAGUAUGUCAGUCUUGAAGGUGUAGAUAGUAGCAAUACGAGGGCAUUAGAUGUAAAACUCGUAAAUGUAGUAUUAACAGUGUUGCAAGUUAUUCUACUUCUUGUUGCAACAUGUGCUGGUAUAAUGAUGCCUUUUCUAAGGACCAGCUGUACUAAGCCUCAUUGUUUCAUGUGCAGGGUGCGCAUAUUAACGACAACAUUAGUUGUGUUGGGCAUAGUAUUCGUGCUCAAACAAUGGCCUGAGGUACACGACGUUGGCAGUCACCUCAUGCGCCAUCUUAAACAGACGCUCACCGAGAUGAUUAGACGUUAAGUAGCAUCGGUGGUAUGCGUAAAAUUUACUAUGCCCUGUGAUGAAGAAAAGUUGUACACAAUGAUCAACAUUUUGGAUCCGUUUAUCAGUGCUGUAGUUUUGGAGCAAUAAUAGUAGGUAUAUGCGCAGACGACUUUAUAUCUAUACUAGAAGGUAACGAUGUGCUGAGGUAGUGAACUCAGCAGAACUUUAAACAAAGAACUGUGUCCUCGCGGAUCCGUUCCAGUUAUAAUUGUUGGAUCAAAAAUUGUUUGAAAUAUUUAAAAAACUUUCUGGACUGAUCUUCAAAAAUGAAAACCAAUGUGAAAGAGGACUCUUUUGCUCAGCAUUAGAGUGUCACUUUCCUACUAUCGUUAGAUACUUCUUGUUAACUAUUGGGUGGAAAGUCUCUUUAUAGUCCUGCUAAGUUUACCACCUCGCUAUAUCGAUAUCUCUAAGUAUACCUCGAAUUCGAUCAUAUUCACCAUUACUGUACUAAAUCAGAUGAGUGAUGAAGACUAUUUGAUACUGUUGACAGAACUAUGAUAAAAAAAAGCAUAUUUUGCUGUGCAAAAAUGUUUUGCUUAGGAGAAAAAGAUUUUUUAGGGGUGAAAAAGUAAGAGUGUAUUUUAUCUUUCGUAAAUUUAAUUUCUCUCUCCUUCUAUUUGUCUGAAGAAUUUUAUUUAAAAAAGAUACAAGCAUUUGACGCGAUCAAUUGCAUGUGUACAAGUAGCAAAGAAAUAAUUAUAAUUUGUAUGAAACUAAAAUAACUGUUAUGGAGUAUAAAAGGGGCAAAAAGUAGAACGCUGUACACUGAUAUUGCUUGAUUAUAUACGGCAGAUUAUUAGGAGAAUUUACUCUCAUAUAGUGUCAUCAAGUAAUGAUCACGUUCACUUUUUCAUGAGUCAUUGAUUAACACAAAAUUAGAAGAAAUUUUUGAAUGAGUGAAUGCACUCACUUAAAGUUAGAGGAAGAAGUGUUUUAUCAUCAGUGUCUGUGGGUGGUGCCUUUAUUAAAAUUAAAAUUAUUACGUUUGAUGUUACAGUAAAAGCGAGUCAUUUACGAGAUACAUGAUUCUAAACCAAACGUUAAUAAUUAAAAUCGUCCAUUUAUUAAACAAUAAUGUAAAUUAAGGAAACAAAGCAACACUUCAUUCAGUAGAUAUUCUUCACCUCGGUAAAUGUAGAAUGACAUAAGGAAUACAUUAAUGUUGACGAUAAGAUGUGAAGUUAAAUUCAUGAAUUGCAAGGAUUCCAAUAUUUCUAAUUAUCUUCAUAUUAUCUCAUUCACAAGCGUAUUUUACAUUCAUGAGACUUUAAAAAGUAAAACCAUUUGGAGUAUUUAAAAAAAAAAGUGUGUAUAUAUAACAGCAAAUAU
Molecule: messenger RNA, 3593 nt
Organism: Nomia melanderi (Alkali bee)
Lineage: Eukaryota; Metazoa; Arthropoda; Insecta; Hymenoptera; Halictidae
Source: RefSeq, a predicted model, not a curated record